CGGGCGAACCGUGAGGGUCAGGCAAUCACGGUAAAAACUUGCAGAAAAACCCUACAACUCCGCAGCAAAAUCCAAACAGUUGCUAGGAGGAAGAAGCAGCAUGGCGAAACAUCUCUGAAGCAAUGCAUCGAAUGGGUUCCGUGCGUUCACUCAGCAGCCUGUUAAACUACACUCAUUGUCAACCCCGCUUCGUUCGAUCCAUCUCCUCCACUCCUCGUUUGGAAAGUCUUGGAUGGGUAGACAAGAUCAAAGGUGUUUUCACCGGGAAAAAGCCCUCCCUCGACUCUUCGGCCCCCUCCUUCUCCCUUACUGACUUUGCGGAUCAGAUGGAGAAGGCGCGGGGUAUGGGACUGCUGAAAAAGUUCGAGGUAGGUCGGUGUAGCGAGGCCACCAUGACCGAUGCCUUCAAGAAGCAGUCUUCCAUUCUCCGCUACCUUGGGAACAUCGAUCCCACCGGAGAGAAUCUUCAACCCAGCCAUAAACAUGAAGCAACAAAGCAUUGCAAUUGUACUAUAUCCGAAGUAGAACACAUCUUGUCAAAAUACAAGUGGGCUAAAGAUGCACAAAAGAAGGUUGAUAAAUUAAAGGAGGAAGGAAAAGCAUUGCCAAAGAGUUUCAGUGAGGUGCAAAAACUGAUGGGUUCAACACCUCUUGACGUUGCUAGAUCUAAUAUGCCCAAAAGCUCAAAGAUAGGUAGAAACGAUCCAUGCUCAUGUGGGUCUGGAAAGAAAUAUAAGAGGUGCUGUGGACCACCUUAAAGCUCAAUCAAUAUAUGGAAAGGAUAUCACCACCACAGCUUACGAUAAAGAGCGCAAAGGAAGUAACAGGAAAAGCUUUUAGAUCUCAAAUAUGUAGGAAAGGAAACUCUUCCAGCUUCUUAUGGCAUUUAUUAGACUUCGUUUGAGAUGAUUUUUUUUGUUGUUUUUUAAAACAGUUUUUUAGUAAAAAGAAUUUAAGAAGCAAUAAGAAAAUCGUCCCAAAUGAAGCCUUAGUUGAAAUUUAAAUCCUGCCUCAUUUUUCCUUUUUUUUUUUAAGGUAACCUUCUUAUUUUUUGGGAAUAACUGGUUAAUUAAUUCUUUUGAGCUUUUUAGUUUGUAGUUGGACUGUUGUUGGAUGAUAUUCUAAAAGUCAGUGUUUUAAGAAA
This is a messenger RNA of Dendrobium catenatum, 1144 nucleotides long. Its product is annotated as protein translocase subunit SecA. Bases 123 to 758 code for a protein of 211 amino acids. The transcript has 5 exons. NCBI's taxonomy places the organism in Eukaryota, Viridiplantae, Streptophyta, Magnoliopsida, Asparagales, Orchidaceae. The record is from RefSeq and is a predicted model, not a curated record.